Messenger RNA from Saccharomyces mikatae IFO 1815, 681 nucleotides. RefSeq names its product RNA polymerase II subunit B1 CTD phosphatase RTR1 (gene RTR1). The transcript has a single exon. NCBI's taxonomy places the organism in Eukaryota, Fungi, Ascomycota, Saccharomycetes, Saccharomycetales, Saccharomycetaceae. Gene Ontology annotation, cellular component: cytoplasm; nucleus. The record is from RefSeq and is a predicted model, not a curated record. Bases 1 to 681 code for a protein of 226 amino acids. Gene Ontology annotation, molecular function: RNA polymerase II CTD heptapeptide repeat phosphatase activity; RNA polymerase core enzyme binding.
AUGGCGACAAUUGAAGAUAUAAAGGAAACGGCGUUAAUCCCCUUCCAAAAGCAUAGGCAGCUUUCUAUGCAUGAAGCAGAAGUUAUAACAUUAGAGAUCAUAGGUCUAUUUUGUGAUUCAGAAUGUAAGGAUGAAAAAACAUUGAAGUAUUUAGGCCGAUUUCUCACACCGGAUAUGUAUCAGGACCUAGUAGAUGAGAGAAACUUGAACAAAAGAUGCGGAUAUCCCCUUUGUGUAAAAUCACCGGAAAGGAUACGUGAUCCUUUUUCAAUGAAUGACACUACUAAAAAGUUUCUAUUAGAAAAUAAUCCAUAUGCAUAUUUAUCACACUAUUGCAGUAAGUUUCACUUUAGAUGCUCUCAAUUUUAUCAAGUACAACUAUCGGACGAAGCUUUAUUUGCAAGAACAGGGGUUCAUUUGUUUGAAGAUCCUGAACAGGACAAGCAUGAUAUAGAUUUCAAAAUAACCUUGUUUGAGGAGUUGUUAAGGGAAAAGGCAUCGGAGGAAGAUAUCAAAUCAUUGAUUUCCGGUCUCAAGAAAUUAGGGUUGGAUCCUGAUAAUGAGAGUACAGAUAAAAAUGAUACUGAGUUGGAAGACGAUCUAUCGAAGUGGUUAGCGCAGAUCAAAAUUGUUGAGAAUAAUAAUCCAAGCAUCUUGGGUGAUUUUACGAAAGAAGAUUGA